AUGACGUUAGAGUCUAGCAAGAUCCGUGUCGCAUGUAUCGGGGCUGGUUUCGCUGGCCUUGCGCUUGCGAAGUCCAUCCUCGACGGCGCUCCUGGGGCCGAAUUGACCAUUUAUGAGGCCAAUGAGGGCGUCGGAGGAGUAUGGCUCAAGCUGGCGUGGAUCGGCCGCGAGACAUCUCGCUCAUACCUUUCUUUCCUUUCAGACACAGUAUCCUGGGGCUGGAAGCGAUUUCCCUUCUCACCCCGAGCAGAGUGGAUUUCUCCUGUAUUCAAGCACAAGGUCGAGUCCGCCGUAUGGGACGAGCAAGAAGGCAUGUGGAGCAUGAAGGGAAGCAAUCAUUCCAACAUCCCCGGCGAGGCUUGGCAAGCAAAAGCUCAUGUUCUCGUGAACGCGGGUGGCAUCCUCUCUAAAGCAAAUAAGCCCGCAAUUGCCGGUGCCGAGACCUUCCUAGGAACGCUCGUUCACACUUCGCAGUGGAAACCAGACAUCUCCACAGAAGAUAGGCGCGUGGCUGUCGUUGGGCAUAUUGACCUCUACGUCCGGUCGCAAGCAUGGAUUGAAACAGGGGAUUUUGCCACGCUGGUGACGGAUGACGUCGAGGUUGUCAACCCAGCCUACUCGGAAGAGCAGCGCAACUCUUUCAAAAUGUCGAAGGGACACGUCGAGCAGCACCGCAAAUGGCUGGAGGAGGCGUUCCACGGUAGCGCCAGAGAUCUCUACAUUCGCGGCAGUCCAACCGCUCUGUUCGUACGAGACGCGCUGACGAAGCUAACACAGGCCAAAUUGACGGCUAAGCCAGCGCUUGAAUCGUCCAUUGUCCCAGCAUUUAGCUUCGGCUGUCGACGGCCGACGCCUGGACCAGGGUUUUUCGAGACCAUCACUGCCUCAAAUGUCGAAGUAAUCCAGGCUGGCGUUGCUCGCAUCACGCCGGCCGGUAUUAUCGCUCACGGAGACGUUAGCGAACGCGAGCGCCCUGCUGACGUAAUUGUUCUGGCGACUGGCUACAAGGUCGAUCAUGUUCCUUCUUUUGACGUGACAGGUCGCAGCAAUGCAAGUCUAAGUCUCGACUACCGACUAGCGCCCGACUCGACGUUUCCCUCUCAGGUCUUCGAAGAUCUCUCGGCCCCAAUCGUCUGGUCGAACUUCGAGAUCGCUGCUUUGCCUAAGCUUUAUGUUAUUCAUGGUGGCGAAGAGGCGCUGUUGAAUGAAGGCGUUCGCUUCGUAGCGCGUGCCAAGGCCCAAGAAGUCGAUGUGACUCAUGUGAUUUAUCCAGGCUAUCCGCAUGAUUUCUUUUCGUCCCUUCAUUACGGGGCCAUGAGUAAGGUGGCUUUCUGUGCUACAAAGGCAUGGUUUGACCGUCAAACCUGA
Molecule: messenger RNA, 1368 nt
Organism: Acaromyces ingoldii
Lineage: Eukaryota; Fungi; Basidiomycota; Exobasidiomycetes; Exobasidiales; Cryptobasidiaceae
Product: FAD/NAD(P)-binding domain-containing protein
Exons: 12
Coding region: 1-1368 (455 amino acids)
Molecular function (GO): hydrolase activity
Source: RefSeq, a predicted model, not a curated record